Messenger RNA from Tripterygium wilfordii, 6584 nucleotides. Its product is annotated as histone-lysine N-methyltransferase, H3 lysine-9 specific SUVH5-like. The record is from RefSeq and is a predicted model, not a curated record. The transcript is spliced from 4 exons. The coding region runs from base 5678 to 6415 and encodes 245 amino acids. NCBI's taxonomy places the organism in Eukaryota, Viridiplantae, Streptophyta, Magnoliopsida, Celastrales, Celastraceae.
CAUCGUUAUUGUCGGAUAAAACAGAGAGCAACAGUAACUGAAUUUGGGGCGAAUCAUACCUAUCACAAUGGAUCAAUGAACUCUUAACACUCUCUUUAAUUAUCCGUUAUCGAACCCAACAAUCGCUCACAUGGUUUGCGAAUCGAGCUCUGAAAAUGCCAUGGCUAGUCACUGCUAAGUACGGCAUUCUUCGCCGCUUGUCGGUCACAUGGAUAUUCGGCGAGGAGCAAAUGCAAUAUGCACUGUUUCGACUACGACGGGGAGACGCAUUCUGCUUCUAUUGCCAAGACACAACGAUCAUCAAGUGAUUCAGAUGAGGCCAUCUUCAUAUCACAUGUGGUGAGGGUUUGCGAGAUUCAGAAAGUGCUGCACAUUAGUGGGGUUCAUACCUAUGUGAUUAACAACCAUGGCUAGAGUCACUGCUAAGUUUGGCAUUCUUCACCGCUUGUCGGUCACAUGGAUAGUCGGCGAGGAGCGAAUGCAAUAUGUACUGCUUAUACUACAUGGGGGCUCUGCUUCUAUUGUCAUGAAACAAGGAUCAUCAAGUAAUUCAGACGAGGCCAUCUUCGUUUCACGAUGUGGUGAGGCUUUGAGAGAUUCUGAAAGUGCUGGGCAUCAGUGGGGUACAAACCUAUGUGAUUAACAGUUCCAGAGUCAUGUUGUUCCCGAACGAGAGGCAACUGCUGGAAAAUCUGGUGAAGGAGUCGCUCAUUUAUGCGAAAUCUGUGGAAGAAGCUUAUGGGAUCUAUUUCGGUUUGGUUCUAUUCAUUGGACUGUCAGGUUAGGAUCAAGUCUCUUUCUAAUCAUUAUCAUUCACUAUCCACCAUUAUCACAACAACACACUACUUGAUUAUGAUGUGCAUAAAUCAUAAUUUUUACAGUCUUUACCCUGCGUUUGAGAAAAAUUGUUUCAAUUGUGGAAUUGCUAUUAAAGCAAAUUACUAGCAACAAAUGUGAUACUCUAGUUGGUAAAGAGCAAGUGAUUUGCUAUGACGUUGCUUUUGAAGAUCACUUAUCAGACAUCCUCACGAGCUGUAGGAAGAGAAGGAUUACUUGGAAAGAAGUGAUGGAUUCAUUGAAGCACCUGCCUCUUUUGCUUGGAAAUUUUGAAGGAUGCUUAUUUGUUAUAUUGAUCAUAGGAAUCACUAUAAUGAUGUCUAUGAGUUCUCUUAUGAAAUCAAGAGAGGAUGGAAAUUAGAUUGUCUUGCUUGGGUCAUAGAAUCUGUGAAACAUGAGAAGUGCCACUUCUCGAUGGCAGUAAGAUCACUCAAAGAGAUGCUAAAGGAUAGAUAAGUAAUAACACUUCAAUUGAAUUAAAGUGGCUGAGAAAGAUAAGAGUAAUGCAAAAGAAAACCAAGAGGAAGAGAUGAGGGUUCUGAAGCUGGCUGGAAGACUGUAGAAAAGAGGGGCAUAGUAGGUCCUCUUGGGUUCUUUUAGUAUUGGAGGAGGAAAAGGCGGUAUCUGGGUGGUAAGCCCAGAAUUAAUGUGGGUGGCGAAUAGGUUUUCGUGUGAAUAAGAACCCCAUUGUAGAUGGAGAUGAAAUUGCCUAUAGUUAUUCAGGAGGAGUGGACAAUAAGAAUAAAGAUCACAAUGAGGGAGUGUCUAAGGUUGUUCUGAAGAUUAGACAAAAGCCUUCAAUGGGAUGAGGAAGGGGAAGGGAUGUUCUUUGCAGAACUAGUCAGCAUAUCAGUUUCCCUAGUGUAGAUCUUUCCUGACCUUUUUGAGGGAUUUUGGUUAUAGAUCUUUAUUGGGUUUGAUGACUUGAUCCUUUAUAGGAUUCAAUAUUUGUAGGUCUUUUCUGGAUUUCUAUUGUUUUAAGGGACGUUAGAGACCAAAUAACCAUACACAAUUAGGGUUUAGUACCUAAAUUUUUUUUCAAAGUAGAGUACUAUAGAUUAUUUUCUCCUAGAUAUAUAUAAGUUUUACUGUGAAAUGUAGUUUUUUCAAUUCGAUAACUGUAUAUUGGGAUGUUAUUACACUUCUCUCAUUUUCAAUAAAUAAAUAAAGAGGCAGUAUGGUUCCCGGGUACAAGCAAACAUGUGGCCCAAUGGUAGAGUUACAGGGGUGCAACCUAGAGGUAGCAGGUUCAAUUCUUAGAAACAGUAUCUCCACAUAUUAUGUUGGGGUAAGAUAUGAGUACAUUUUGUUUGUCCCCCACCUUGCCUACUAUGGGAGCCUUGUGUAUGGGUGUUGUUUACCUUUUAUGGUUCCCAGGUUUGCUAUUGUGAUAAACCAAGAUAACUAUAUAAUCUAUUUUCCGUUGCCAUGGAUAGAGUCAAUAGGAAAAUAUAUAGAAUCAUAUGAUCAUGGUUUUCCCUAAGGUGGAGAUCAUUACCUACAUUUAACAUCAUUUAUUGUUCACAAUCAUGCGCAUGCCUAAUUGGUCUGGAUUCAUGAUCAUACUGAUUGAAUGAAGUAAAAUCCUUAUAAGCUCAUAGUUCCUAAUAUAAAAAGCAAACGAAGAGGUAAUCAUGUUAAGUAGAAUUUACUAAGUGUAAACUCUAAUACUUGGGAAAAAAGGAGGUAAGAUACUGAUCUCAUCCGAGUUUAAUGCAUUAGCCUUUUAGCUUAUGGACAUCUUGAAAAGAUUCUAUCACUACUUGGUAUAACUCUGGUAAUCUAUAGAUCCUCUCCGUAGGUAAUGUUAUUGACUACAAUUGUAUUCUCGUUUAUUAUGACAUGCCGAGCUGGCAAUGAAGAUUUUGUGAAUGUUUAGCUAUCCUCCCUUGGACAAUGAACUCUCUGCUAGAUUGUAGAGUAAGGAUUGUUUCCCUUCAUGGGGAAGUCCAAUCUCCUAUGAUGAAACUCACCUAGUUGUGGCUUGACUAGUAUCCCCAAUAGUUCUAUCUAGGACCUUUUGCUCUUUUGAUUCGAUUGAAGGGGUUUUUUCUUUGAAUAAUUUUUGACACUACUCUCAGUUCUUAUACUCUUAGAGCUUCAUUUGUAUUUCUUUACUGUUUUUAAAUGGAGAGCUAGGCCCUAUCGUCUUUGUUCAAUAAGGAUCUAAAGUGAGCUCUGUAGGCUGGUCACUGGUGGAUGUCAUACGGUGGUUAGGAAUCAUUCUGGUUAUGGAGACUGCAUGCUUCUCCAUUAGGUUUUCAAAAGUCCUAGACAUGCUGCAAUAUUAUCUUUAAUGGUUAACUUGUGAGGUUUUUUUGAGUGUCCGGUUAAAACUUAGAAACGGUAGAAAAGUUACAUUAUUUGCAAAUUCUCACGGAAUAAAUUUGCAACGUUAUGAGUCAAACUGAGCUCGAGGGGUAGUUUAACAGUAUGGCUAGACCUAAUUAAACACCUACACUACUACAAAUCCUUGGGUGAUCUAGGCGGCCUAUAUCACUGGUUGUUGCACUCGGAUACCCAAGUCAAGGUAAGGGUUUAAAAGAGUAAAUAGUUAUUACAGAUUGUUAGAUUUGGAUUCCACUGGGGAAACUAUAACAAUGACACAUGCCAAAUAUUAGUUUUAAAUUGGGCCUAAGGUUUUAUUUGAAAAGCCCAAACCUGAGUAAUUAAGAAGCGGGCGUACUAAUUUCUUAUUUAUUAAGCCUAAGAUCAUGUUUUCCCCAAUUCACCAUUUCAGAAUUAGGGCCGCCGAAACUACCGAAGUGCCUUCCUUUUAUAGAGAGUGCAUUGUCCGUCCUCGUUAGUGUCAUUCGUUGAUCUGUUUCUAGUCACAUCAUUUGAGCUUGCUGGUGAUUGAAUCUUGUUAGAAGGCUAUUAGUCCAAUCGUAAGAGAUUCACUUUUGUGGGUUAUCUUUUCGAGGUAUGUACUUGAUUGUUAUGAUUUAUUUUCAUUCCAAGGUUUUUCUAUGCUUAUUUUGACCUAGUUUUGUAGUAACUCAAUCCAUGUUUCUACAAGAUCAUGUUUUUUUAGUGUCUGUCACUUGAUAAAAAGUAUUUUUGGUCUUUUUUUUGUUUUGUUUAGUCUACUGGUCUCUCCAAUGUCAAAUUUGAGUUGUUGUUUCGAUAAUACUUGAUUUAGGUGUUAAUUGUGGUAUUUUGUUCUUUCAAUAGUUAAAUAAGGCUAUCAUCCAAUCGUAAGAGAUUCAAUUUUGUGGGUUUAUCUUUUCAAGGUAUGUACUUGAUUCUUAUGAUUUAUUUUCAUUCCAAGGUUUUCUAUGCUUAUUUGCUCCUUGAUUUGUAGUAACUCAAUCCAUGUUUCUACAAGAUCAUGUUUUUUUUAUGGUCUUUCACUUGAUAAAAAAUAUCUUUGGUCUUUUCUUCUUUUUUUUUCUCGUUGUGUUUAGUCUACUCCUUGAUGUCAAAUUUGAGGAAUUGUUUCGAUAAUACUUGAUUUAGGUGUUAGUUGUGGUAUUUUGGUCUUUCAAUACUUAAAUUCUUCAUUAACUAAAAAUGAUUUUAUUCAAUUUUUGGGUUUUGCACUAUGCAAAGUAGACAUGUGAAAGUUUGGGGUAUCUUACUUUUCCCGCUCCUUUGUCUUUCUUUUAAUUGGUUUAGGCGAUAUGCCUAGAAAUUAAAAAUUAUUAUAGGGUCGGGCUUAGUCUUAAACAUUUGGCACUUGAUUUUGCACAAAAGCCUAACCUAUAGCCGACCCAAGCCCAUUUUUAUUUCCUUGGACAUUAGUUAUUUUAAAGUAAACAACAAACCAAAUGAGUGAUUUGAGAUAACGGACUCUCAAAUGAGAUCACUGGAAGCCAUUCACUUGAGUUAGGCUUUCAAUUAGUUUGAGUGAAUAUAUCAGUUUCAGCUUUGGAUGGGAUAGCUUUUGCCUCAACACAUUUGGAUAAGGUAUAUAUACAAACAUUCAUAAACUUCUGACAUUAUUAUCUUAGUGGAUGGACAACAUUAAGGGUUUAAUUAGGAGCUAGAAACUCAUUACAACUUUAGUUCUACAUUAUGUCCUGCAAUAAUAUGUGGAAUGUUGGGCUAUUAAGAAAGUAAAUGACUCAUGACUGAUUGAAGUGGGUUUAAUUAUCUCAACUUUUAUGGCAGUUUGAUAGUUUGCAACACUUUAUGAAUUAUGCUAAAUACAAGAUUUAGCAAAUCCAAUAUCAACUGUUGAAUUCUUGUAUCUUUUCAUUCAAAUUUUUUCCUUAAAAAAAUAGUCGGUAAGUUUGCUUUAAGGAUUUUUGGGGUUUUCCACUCUCUGUCUGUUUCUCUGGAGGGAUUCAGGCUUCUUCACAUUUCAUUUCUCUGUCUUCUCUCUCUAAAGUUAUGUGAGAGAACUGUGUUAUUGUUUUUAUGGAAUGGUGACAAGGUUUGCCUUCUUCUUACUUUGCAUUGGCAUUUAAAUGAUUAUUUCUUGUUCAUUUGUGUUGCUGCAGUAGUGACAGGGUGGCAUGUUUCUUACCCCACUUUUUUUUUUUUAAAAAAAUUAUCGUAUAAUGAGUAUUUCUUAUUUUCUAUAUGCGCAUACUUCUAUUUUGAAUUUUUGAGGAGUGAUAUUCUUCUAUUUUUUUCCGAAAUGCCGUUGUUCUAUAAUUAUUGUUAAUUUUUUCUUCUUCAUUUUGUUCUUUGUGUUGGUAAUCAAAUAAUCUCUCUAAGAUGAUAAUUCUCAUAUAAUUUCAGGUACUACCAGAGUUUAUGACGGGCUGAUUUAACCCAAAUGAGAAUGGGCAACAUCAUGCACCUUAUCCGAAACGCAAGCCAUGGGAAUAUAAUUUUCCGAGAUUAGUUCAUUAAGAGCCUGAAUUCCCUCCUUUAGAGUGAAACUACCAACAUGAGUGCGAAUUCGAACAAUGUUUCUCCUUCUAUAAGUCGUGGCAUUAGAAACUCAUCUGGAACUGCUCAUGAUCAACGCAGAGGACCAGUUGCUGUGGUGGAAAGGAGCCAACCUUUGGGGGUUAGGCGGGAAACUGUCCAGCGGACUUUGGCGUUGUAUAGGGAGGAAUUAGAUAAGCUGUCCCGUGAGAAGAAAGGACCCAAAACAUCUCUUCCGACAGUUGUAGCCAAUAUCUUCCAGAAACACCAAAGGUGUUUGAACGCUACAAAACGAAUUGGACAUGUUUCUGGAAUCCAAGUCGGUGACAGAUUUCAGUACCGGGCAGAAUUAUUUAUCAUCGGCCUUCACCGUCAGCGAUCAAAUGGUAUCGAUUUCAAAAGGGGUGAGAACGGUCAAAAUCUGGCAAUAAGCAUUGUGGCUUCUGGGUGCUAUUAUAAUGACAUGAGCUCCCCAGAUGAAAUAGUUUAUUGUGGGCAGGGAGGGAAUCCAACUGUCAGUAGCAGAAUAGUCGAUCAGAGAUGGACAGGAGGUAACCUUGCAUUGAGGAACAGCAUAAGAGCCAGAAACCCCAUAAGGGUUAUUCGCGGGUUCAAGUACUCCAAGCCAUCCGCCACAGAUGGCACAAAGUCUGGGUAUGUAUAUGUUGGUUUGUACUAUGUCAAGGAGUGGAAACAAGAGCGUGGAAGGUAUGGCAAGCUUGUGUUCAAGUUCACCUUAAAGAGGAUUAUUGAAUAACCUGAGAUUCCUUCAGGUAACAAUUAGAUUCCGCGUUUUGAUAAGUCUACAAUUAGAUUCCUUCAGCUGUUUUGUACUGAAAAGUUGAGGAGUUGAGAAAUAUUGUUAAAACUCAAGUGGUGGUGAGGUGUUAAAACCUUUUUGUUUAAAUUUUAUUAAGAAGUUUGUA